AUGGAGAAGAAGAAAGCGAUUAUGAUUUGGAUUAAUAGUAAGGCUGAAAAGGCUGAAACUGGCCAAAACAAUUCCUUAAUUUCUACGAAAAAGGAUGGCACGGUUUCAUGCAGUGGAGAACAAACAAAUGUACUAAAAGAACAAUCUUCAAAUCUUGGCAAUAUAUUAGAUAAGGAAAAACCGAUAGGUUGUUUGAAACGAAAGAAGAAUGUAAUAGAUCAAUUGUCAAACACAGAAGAGACAGUACGUAUGGAACGCAUAAAGCGAGUAAUGGAUCAAGAACAACAACUGGCACAUGUAAAACAAAAGCAUGAAGAGAAUAUAAGUAGCAUGAAAGAAAGCCAUUUAAAAGAAAUUUACAGUUUAGAGUUGCAACAUUUGAAGGUAAUUCAAAGUUUAGAAAUAGAUAUCAAAAGAGCACAGCUUAAAGAAAUCGAAUCUAAAAAAUAAUGACAAAGAUAAUAAUGAGAGGUUGUUUUAGUUAUGUAAGUUUUUUACUUAAUGUAUAAAGUGUGUUUAACACGUUUAGUUAAUAUAUAAAGUUUAAUAAGUAUAGGGUAUGAACCAGUGCAUUAAUAGUAUGUACCUAAGUUUAAUGUAUAAACACACAGUGCAAAUUUGUUAUGUUUUUUUAUUCAUACUCGAGUUUAGUAUACAAGAUAUAAUUAUGUUAUGUUUGAAAAGUAUGAAAAAUAGCGUUUGCGAUUAACAGUUUAUGUUUACACACAAUAAAAGUCUGUUUUAUUUCUAAAAUCUGAUUUAUUUCUAUUUUCUAUAUUUUCGCAUCAUUUUCUCCUUUUCCUUUUUCUUCACUGUUUUGGCCAGUUUCAGCCUUUUCAGCCUUACUAUUAAUCCAAAUCAUAAUCGCUUUCUUCUUCUCCAUUUCAUUCUGCCUUCUCCUGCGCUUUAUUUGUUUCUGUUUCUCUAUUCUUUAAAGUCACUUGUAAUUGCGGAUCUGACUUUAAAUGUUCGGUCAUUUUCAGA
Ooceraea biroi (clonal raider ant) is the source of this 984-nucleotide messenger RNA. RefSeq lists its product as uncharacterized. The record is from RefSeq and is a predicted model, not a curated record. Lineage: Eukaryota; Metazoa; Arthropoda; Insecta; Hymenoptera; Formicidae.